ACCGACCACAGUUUCAAAGCAACCUCCGUCAUGAUCGCGUCAGCUGGUCUUUAGUUAGCCUGCCUCUUCGCAAACGAACCGGGCCUCGUGCGUGCCUAACUUUAAAAUCACCCAUCCUACCAAAUCCGACCAAGAAAUCUUGUUGUUUAUCCAUCCUUCCCCAAACUAACAUUACUCGUGUUAGCAAAAUUAAUAAUUUAUUGGAAUUAAAAGGAUCAUUAAAUCAACAACAACAAAAGAAUCAAUGGAUAGAAUAUUUUCUAAUUAAUUGAUUGGGUUUGAUCUAUCGAAUGCAAUCGAUUAAAAUGCGAUCAAUUCAAAAAAAAUGAUCCUAUCAACCAAUCAUUAUUCUUGGUCAUAAUUUAAACGAGCUAUGAUAGAAUCGAUGAAAGUUUUAGACCGUCCGAUCAAGGACGACGAUGAUCGGCCAGUUGGUUCAAUGAACUGACGUAUAUUCGAUUCUACUCUCGUUGUUGAUGUUGUUGUUAUUGUUGUUGUUGUUGUUGUUGUUGUUAUUAUUAUUAUUGGAUGAACGUAGGAAGAAGAAAAGAAGGGAAAACAUCGUUGUAUUCUUUGUGGUCAAAAUAUAAUAAUGAAAAUGAGUGGAAAAUGUAGUGUGUUCGGUGCAUUUGGUUGGUCAAAGUGUAAUAAUAAUAGUAAUAAUAAUAAUAGUAAUAAUAAUAAUAAUAAUAAUAAUAAUAAUCACAGUGCAAUGAUAUCUGUGGUGGUUCUACUGUGCUCCUAUGUAGCAUUGUGUUUAGCCGAAAGUGCGCCAGGGAUAUGCGCCAUGGACGGAUGCAAUUGCACCGUCAAAGCACAUAGUUGGAUUAACGUCAAAUGCGUGUUCACUAACGAUCAGGUCGUGGAACUGUUAGAGGGAACGAUUCCAUCGGAAGCGAUGGAAGUCGAGGUAUCUCAUUGCAGAGAAUUGCGAAUCCAAAGCGGUGCAUUCGCUGGCGGUGCACCAUUGAAAAGGGUCCACGUAUCCGAUAUCUACAGCGUCAUAGCGAAGAGGCAGGCCUUUGAAGAUUUGAGAGCACCUAACACACAUUUAGAAGUUUCCGAGUGUAACAGCGUAAUAUUUGAGAGUCACGCGUUUAGAAAUUCACGUGGUACAUUGAGCGUAUUGAUAUCCAGAUGUAAACACGUUGCAAUCAAACCAAACGCAUUUUCUUGGUUAUUGUGGAUAACGGUGAAAGAGGUACCAACCUUGGAACUAUCUAGCAACGCAUUUAAAUUUGAAUCUGCGCAAUAUGGCAGACAUGGACAAGCAACGAAGAUUAUGUUCCAAAGCGUAAGAAUUACUGAAUUACCAACUGCAGUAUUUCCAUCAUCGGUGGCAGAGGUACGAAUGGACGAUAUUUGGACUAAGGUUAUAAGAAAAGAAGCAUUUUGUGCAAUGUCAAUCUUCCACGUGAUCAUCAGCAACGCCUCGAUAUCGGAAAUAGAAUCUGGAGCCUUCAGUGAUAAGAUUCUUAUCGAGAGUUUAGAAUUCGUUGACGUUAGAUUGAAACUUAUCGAGAGCGGUGCUUUUCGAGCUGGACAUGACAACGUUACUAUUCAAUAUUCCAGAUUAUCCGAUGUUAAAUCCGGUGCCAUUGAUAUAUCAGCAGCAACUGUAACGUUCAGCAACAACGAAUUUCAAAGUCUUCACAAUCGUUCGAUCGUUCUACAUCAAUGGAAUCACAUCGCCAUUGAACAUAAUCUCUUCGUCGAUCUCGAAUCGGAUGCUAUCGUAGCAGAAAUGGACGCCAAACCAAUGAAAUCGGCGCCAAAGUUCGAAUUUUCGUUUACAGGAAAUCACAUAGAACAUGCUUGGCCGGGUUCGUUGAAGUUUAUCGGUAUAUCUCAGCAAGUUAAUACAGCACGAAUUGGUAAUAAUUAUUUCAAAGAAAAGUGUAAUUGCAAAUUGGAAGAUUAUGUACGUGAAAUAACUGGUAGAAACAAUUCGGUAUCGUGGAUGAUGGACUCGAGUUAUUGCAUGGUGGAUAAAUUUCUUGAAAAGUGUUUCAAUUUACCGGAAGGUUAUUUGGACAUGAGAAAUUUCACAAGAUUGAUCUGUGGAAAGGGUGACAGUCACGUUUAUUGCGAAAAACCAAUAUCUAAACCUGAACCAAGUGUGAGUCCACCUAGCGUAGGUCCUCACGUUUAUCCAAGACACAAAGGAUACUUUGACGUUGAAAUGAGCGAUCCUGAACAACUCGAGCGUGAGAAAAGGAUUAUCGUGGUGAUCUGCGUGGUAGCAGUUUUCAUCGUUCUCGUAGUGAUAUUAACUUCGGGUAUUUUAUACAUGAGAAGACGCGGUGUUUGUCCAAAGUUAACAUCGGGUCCGCUGAUGAAUCUAACCAGCUGGUUCUCACCCAACAGUGGUAUGACCGCUGCCACGUCGGCAAGAUCGAUAUCCCGACUAAGUGUUCACGAAUACGCUGGUCUUCAGCCAGAGACAAGAAUACUAGAGGUUGAAACUCAGCCGGAUGUUACCGAAGAGGAAGAGGAGGAGGAGGAAGAGGAGGAGACUGUUGGACUUUAUCAGUACACCGAAGAUAAGGCUACGCAAACAUUACCGGAGGAACUAACAGAGGAGUACCUGAGGGAUCUAAGAGAUAGAUUAAACGAUCCCGAUAAUUAUAGUCAAGCUAGAGAUAUGAUCGAACAUCUAUACGAUUUAAUCAAGGUAGAAGAAAGUUGCAACAACAACAACGACAGACAGACGACGACCAUGGGUAGUGGUAGGGGUGCAUCAGGAGAGGAAAAUACCUACGACGUGAUACGUCCCAAAACGAAAAAGCAACGUGGACCUGGCAAACCUUCGGUCAGCGUUGGUACAAGAGUCCCGUCCCUCGAAAAACUUUUACCGACAGGUUUAUUAAUAACUAGACCUACCAUAACCGAAUACACGGAACCGCGUGACCAAAGAACCAACGAUCAAAAUCAUUUGUAUGCCGAGUUACCUGGUGACGAAACGGUUCCCAGUACAAGUCGUCUCUCACAACCGGUUCUGGCAACUUUAGCUGGUAGAGCACCUCAACCUUUACCACCGGACGUAGUAAACGAUCAUAUUCUCGUUAAUGGUUGUUCCACAAAUAGAGGAGAACAGCAAAGAGAACUCGACGUUCCAGAAAGUCCAAAGUUGGAAUCCCUCAGGAAUCAUCAACAAGGGAGGCCGAUGAGUUUCUUGAAAGCUUUAGGAGAGAGUAUUCUCGGUGCAACUAAGAUCAAUAACAAUAGCAAAAGGCCGAAUUCCUUGUUGUGCGAAUACGCCGAACCCUCCGAUGCUACCGCUCAUCUUUACUCCGAAUUACCGGAACCUCAAACUUCAACACCGGCCGCUAAAAUGGCAAACAGACCACUGCCUACCAAACCCGAUCAAGAAUCGAGUAAUACGGCUAAAGCGUAAUCACGCUUAACACCGAUUAAUCUGUGAUAUAAAUAUUAUGUGUUAAUGUAUUGUGUCGAGAAUGACUGACGAUUAUGACUAUGAUAAAAUGUUUAUCAAUUUCCUCGUAACUCGUAUCGUUUUCAUCGUUCAUGCUCCUCAUUUUACAAUUUUCAUACUAAACCGUAUAAAAUAUGAAGGAGCAUUUUUAGUGGGAGAACAAGUUUUAUUAUUAAGUUGUAAAAAUGAUUAAAGAAAAACAUAUCGAGAA
This is a messenger RNA of Polistes dominula (European paper wasp), 3647 nucleotides long. RefSeq lists its product as uncharacterized. NCBI's taxonomy places the organism in Eukaryota, Metazoa, Arthropoda, Insecta, Hymenoptera, Vespidae. The record is from RefSeq and is a predicted model, not a curated record.